Messenger RNA from Danio rerio (zebrafish), 1250 nucleotides. RefSeq names its product serpin peptidase inhibitor, clade B (ovalbumin), member 1 (gene serpinb1). The record is from RefSeq and is marked provisional. Gene Ontology annotation, cellular component: extracellular region; cytoplasm. Lineage: Eukaryota; Metazoa; Chordata; Actinopteri; Cypriniformes; Danionidae. Gene Ontology annotation, molecular function: serine-type endopeptidase inhibitor activity.
GCACGUUUGAGGCAAGCAUCUUUCAUCAAAUCGUGAUCAUCAUCAUCUUCAGUGAUGGAGGGAGUCUCUCGUGCUAACAGUCUCUUUGCUCUGGAUCUCUAUCGGGCUCUGAGCGCCAGCAGUGCUGAGGGAAACAUCUUCUUUUCUCCACUGAGCAUCAGUGCAGCGCUCAGCAUGGUCUACUUGGGGGCCCGAGGAGACACUGCUGGAGAAAUGGAGAAGGUCUUGUCCUUCAGUUCUGUGUCUGAUGUUCACUCUCAUUUUGAGAGUCUCAUCUCAUCUAUCAACAGUCCAUCAGCCUCCUACAUCCUCAGACUGGCCAACCGCCUCUAUGGAGAGAAAACCUUCAGCUUCUUACCUGAAUAUUUGAGCUCCUCUCUGAAUCUGUAUCACGCUGACCUUCAGGCUGUGGACUUCAUUGGAGCAUCUGAGCAGUCAAGACAGCUCAUUAACAAAUGGGUGGAGGAGCAGACAGAGAAUAAAAUCAGAGAUCUUCUCAAGCCGGGUAUGGUGACUGGAAUGACCCGACUCGCUCUAGUUAAUGCCAUCUACUUCAAAGGGAACUGGCUGCAGAGAUUUAAUGCUCAAGACACCAAAGAAAUGCCAUUUAAAAUAAACCAGAAAGAGAACAGACCAGUACAAAUGAUGUACCAGAAGAAAAAGUUCCCAUUCAACUACAUCUAUGACCACCGUGUGCAAGUGCUGGAGCUGCCAUAUGUAAAGGAAGAACUCAGCAUGUUGAUUCUUCUUCCCGAGGAAACUCAGGAUGGAUCCGAUCCUCUUCUGAAGCUGGAGAGCGAGUUGACCAUUGACAAGCUGCACGAAUGGACCAACAGAAACAACAUGGACACCCAGACAGAUAUCAUAGUCCAUUUGCCAAGGUUCAAACUGGAGAUUGAGAGUUCCUUGGUAGAAAUAUUGAUGGGGAUGGGGAUGAGCUCUGUGUUCCAGGAAGGAAAGGCCGAUCUGACAGGAAUGACUGGUCACGGUGGCCUCUUCCUUUCGGCAGUCGCCCACAAAGCCUUUGUGGAUGUAAAUGAAGAAGGCACAGAGGCAGCAGCCGCAACGGCAGCCAUUGUGGCCUUCUGUAUGUUGCGAGAGGAGCACUUCAUGGCUGACCAUCCCUUCUUGUUUUACAUCAGGCACAACCCAACCAACAGCAUCCUGUUCUUCGGCAGAUUCAGGGGCCCAUCUUAAAUAUGUGAUGCGUACCUGCUUGACAGCUAAAUAAAUAUAACACUAUACUUAAA